Molecule: messenger RNA, 2597 nt
Organism: Arabidopsis lyrata subsp. lyrata
Lineage: Eukaryota; Viridiplantae; Streptophyta; Magnoliopsida; Brassicales; Brassicaceae
Product: F-box protein At4g00893
Exons: 3
Coding region: 166-1197 (343 amino acids)
Molecular function (GO): protein binding
Source: RefSeq, a predicted model, not a curated record
UGAGUAUUGAAACAAAUGAAACACAACAAACCCUAAAGCUUAAAAAUGAAAUAUGCUACCACCGCCGUCAACAACCUUCGCCGUCUCUGAAAAUGGCGUCACCUUCUCCGUACGUCUCCAGCCACCGUUACAUAUAGAGGAUAUCAAUAGCCGUGUAAAAAGGCAAUGGACCCGAGUUUUGCUGACCUACCCUCAAGCCUCAUAGAGACAAUAAUGUCACAUCUUGUCUUAAAAGAUAACAUAAGAGCUUCCGCGGCUUGUAAGUCAUGGUAUGAAGCUGCUAGAACUGUUCGGGUAGUCGAUAAGCAUCCUUGGCUAAUGUGUUUUCCUAAACGUGGCAACUUGUUUGAACUCCGCGAUCCGUUACAGUGGAAGUUGUACACUUUGGAUCUGCCAGAGUUAGCUGAAUCAACUGUGUGUUACUCGAAGGACGGGUGGUUACUUAUGCGUAAAGAUACAUCAAAAGAAGUUUUCUUUUUCAAUCCGUUUUCUCGGGAUCUCAUAAGUUUGCCAAAGUGUGAGCUUGCUUUUUCGCAGAUUGCGUUCUCUUGUCCUCCUACAUCAGAUAAUUGUGUGUUGCUAGCGAUAAAGUUGAUUCCGGCAGAUAAACUUGUCACUGUCAGCACUUGCCAUCCUGGAGCAACUGAGUGGAUUACUCAAGACUUCCCUACUUUUAUAAAACCGUUUUACAUGCUAAGCAACCUUGUCUAUCGCAGAGAUCGAUUCUAUUGCUUUAACGCAGAAGGAACUUUGUAUAACUUUGAACCAUCUCACCGCACAUGGAACUACAUUUGUGCGGAUAAACUCAGAUGCCCGUAUAUCCAUAAAAUGCACUAUGUGUUGAAUGAGAUAGCAGUUGCCUUGGUAGAGAAGAAAGGAGAGCUCUUUGUCAUGUUUACAUGCAGCAACCAGAAGCCAAUGGUGUAUAAACUAUUCUCUUUGGAGUGGAAGGAAAUGACUAGGACAACACUUGAUGGCUUGACAAUCUUUGUCAGUUUUUAUAACUCUGAGUUGAGAAUUAAUCUCCCAUGGAUGAGGAACAAUGUCUAUUUCUCAAGGUUUGGUUACAACCGCAAACAUUGUGUAUCCUACUCGUUUGAUGAAAGCAGGUACAAUCCGCGUAAGGAAUGGGAUAAAUGGGUAGAACUCUGUCCUCCUCAAAGCCUAUGGAUCGAUACGCCGAAGGACUUCUUUUGAAACGUUUUCAUAACAAGUCAUGUACAAUUGUGUUUUUGUUUACCAGAACCGGUUGCGGCUUUCGUAAAAGUCUUUUUCUUGUUAAGUUGACAUUGAACUGUUUAUGAUUAUUCUCUCUUGCGAUUGUUGAGGGAGACAAAUGUUUACAUUCACGGCACGGCCUUCAAACAUUGCAGGGCAUAAACUUGUUUCAGCAUUGCGGGUUCACACUUAUUAGCUGUCUAUUAACAUGGUUCAUAAGCUUCCCUAACUAAUCGAGGUCAGAUGGCGGCCAACAGGGUGUAUCCAUGUAUGAUGAUCUCUUAGUCACCAAAGAUUUCAACCAAAUAUCAGUCGCCUGAUGCGAAAGAUCUGUUGUUACUUCAAUGAGAGGACCUAUCCGAUUGUUGGUACUUCAAUGUGCAGUUACUCAAGAUUGAUGCAACUUUACCUCAUGCAUAUUGAAUUCUUAUUAUCAUUCCCUGGUCUAAUUUUUUGUAACUUGACAAGUUUGACAUAAAUCACAUAUCGUGGCUGUUCGUUUCGUCGCAGAUGAAACUGUUCGUUUGGUUAUCUGCGGCAAACGCAGGCAGUUGCGGCUAAAAAUUUCAGACGCUAUUUCAAUUCAGCGUCAAACGAUUAAACAGCUGCGAUAAAUGUAUCAAAUGACGAAAAUACCCUUCAUAUGUUAAACAAUCACAAAUAAACCUAAAUGACAAAAUUCAUCGUUUCUCUUCUUCUCUGACGCCGACGAUUUCGAGCUCUCUGACGCCAACGAUUUCGAGCUCGAGCUCUCUAACGCCGACGAUUUGGAGCUCUCUAACGCCGGCGAUUUCGAGCUUGUUCCCCGACGAGCUAAGUUUUAUCGCUUGUUUGAGACCAGAUUCAAGACUGAGACCAGACCAAAGACACUUAGAAAACGGUGAAUAUGAGUCAGCAAAUGCCAAGAAACUGAGACUUGAACAGUUAUAGAGACAGGUACAAAAUUGUGCAUGAGCAUGGUAAGUAGCAGAGGACUGAAUGUAGAAGAGUGUACCGUUUGUGUGUUACAUGCAAGGAGGCUGCAGGAGAAAGGAUGGAAACCGAGAUGUUUUGAAAAGAAUGAAGAAGGGAAUUAUCGGUAUCUAGGAGGUUACUGAGAAGCAAGAGAGAAGAAAGAUUGGGAUAGAAUCACUGACAUUUUAAAGAAGCAGCAACAGCAUAACACGCCCUCAUCUUCUUCAUCGUCUACCUUUCUUUAAUCAUCAAUCAUUCCAUGUUUUUUUUUUUUUGCUUUGAUAAUUUAAUACAUAUAGAAAGAUCUUCUCCAUUCCCUCAUUGUGCUUCUGUAAAAACUGGCCGGAACCUUUGUUGGUGUGUGUAUCUGUAGAUGUCAAAGAGACUUAUUAUUGGAAAUGAUGAAUUUUUCCUUAGAAUUCCAA